Molecule: messenger RNA, 1233 nt
Organism: Acytostelium subglobosum LB1
Lineage: Eukaryota; Evosea; Eumycetozoa; Acytosteliales; Acytosteliaceae
Exons: 1
Source: RefSeq, a predicted model, not a curated record
AUGUAUAUAUUACCAGAUAUCAUUAUACGUUUUAUUAUAACGUUGGUUGAUGAUGAGUUGGAUGUGUUUAGCUUGUGGAUGACAUGCAAGAGAUUCAGAUCAAUCAUUAGGAAGACAACAAGGUCUAAUCCAUUGGGAAGGAUAGCUUCAUUGUCCAAUUUCUUCACUACUCAAUCAUCAUCGACUUCAUCAACAAUAUGGACAUCAAUCAUUAAUGAAGUCACCUACCUGAAUAAUACUAAGAAGGAUCAUUCAAAGCCAGAGGAUGUGACCACCACUAGAGAUAGAGUUGCUGCUCUCUCACCUGGAUCACUACCGCAUACUAUUACCAGGCUAAAGUUUGGAGAUCUGUUUAGCCAGAUGAUUGAAGUUGGUUCGUUGCCACCAUCGAUCACCUCGUUGACGUUUGGCAUCACAUUCAAUGGUGUGAUCAUGCCAGGUUCACUUCCAGAGACACUUAAAGAGUUACACAUGGGACAACACUUCAAUAACCGUAUCAAGCCUGGAAUGUUCCCAUCAUCGGUCACAUCGUUGACCUUUGGGGGUAUGUUUAACAAUGCGAUCGAGCCAGGCGCACUCCCUGUAUCACUGUCAACACUCACGUUUGGCUAUCAGUUCAAUCAACCGAUUACACCUGGUAACAUCUUGCCAGACAACUUGAAGAAGUUGGAGUUGGGAUCACACUUUAACCAACCGAUCACGCCUCUUCCGUCGUCCCUGGUCGAGCUCACUCUUGGACAGAACUUUGCACAGUCGUACACAUCAGUGCGUCUACCAGACAGCCUUACAACAUUGAACGUGUAUUACACAUAUCAGUGUCAGUAUGUAAGCUGUCAGAGUAGUGGCGAGAUACAAACGGUCAAUGCCGUCCUGGUACUUCCCUCUUUCUUCUUCUCACGCGAAACACCAUUGUUGAGCAGUGUCAAGUUACUCAAGUUGUCCAUUUCACCACAUUGUAAAUCGGUAUCCAACCUAAGCAAACUUCAUGCAUUCAUCAAACAACUAUUAUACUACUUCCCAGCAGUGCAAACCUUUCAUCUCAGCAUUGCAAACAAGCAAAGCAAACCAAUGCCAGUGUUCAAGUUCAGGCCAUUCAGAUCAUCAACAUCGACUGGUACUGGUCCGGAGAUAUUAUUAAUACUUGCGAUGAAUCAUCUGUCUUUGUAUGAUAUGAAUGAUCCAAAUGGAUAUACAAAGUUCCGCGACAAGACUUAUCUUCAGGUCUUCAAGGAU